Scatophagus argus is the source of this 2964-nucleotide messenger RNA. RefSeq names its product dual specificity protein phosphatase 18. Gene Ontology annotation, molecular function: MAP kinase tyrosine/serine/threonine phosphatase activity. Gene Ontology annotation, biological process: protein dephosphorylation. NCBI's taxonomy places the organism in Eukaryota, Metazoa, Chordata, Actinopteri, Scatophagidae. The coding region runs from base 151 to 789 and encodes 212 amino acids. The transcript is spliced from 2 exons. The record is from RefSeq and is a predicted model, not a curated record. Gene Ontology annotation, cellular component: cytoplasm.
GCUGGCUGAGGGACACACGCAGCCAUCUACGGUGUCACCCGCGUGCGUGUGUGUGUGUGUGUGUGUGUGUGCUGUCAUUCCGAGUGGUGAUCAGAAGAACAAACCACCCAAAGCAAAGUGCAGGAGCCGACCAGGCAGCAGACUGGCCUCAUGUCGCUCUCUCAGAUCACCCCCACCCUGUUCCUCAGCGGGGCCGACGCCGCCCUCAACGCCGCACUGGUGUCGCAGAAGGGCAUCACCCUGAUCGUCAACGCCACACUCAGCCACGCCUGCCCCGCCUACCCGGGGGUGGAGUGUGUGCGGGUUCCCGUCUCUGACCUGCCCAGCGCCCGCCUCGGGGACCACUUCGACCGAGUGGCUGAGCGUAUCCAUGGCAACCGUGCAGGGGGCACCCUGGUGCACUGCGCCGCCGGUAUGAGCCGCUCACCCGCAUUGGUGAUGGCGUACCUGAUGCGUUACAGAGGAGUGACCCUUCGUCAGGCGCACCGCUGGGUCCAGGAGAGUCGACCCUACGUCAGGCUGAACGCCGGCUUCUGGGAGCAGCUGCUGCAGUACGAGCGGAGGCUGUACGGGAAAAACACCGUCAGGGUGGCAGCAGUCGAAGAGACGCCGAGGACACGGAGGCCUCUGACGCUGCCACCGCCACCGCCACCGCAGCAAACAAACCGGCUAACGCUGGUGCCCAGGUCACCGCUGAUGAGCCGGACAUCAGUGAUGUCACAAUCAUCUGCGAUGACACCAGCAAACAAACGAAGAAGAGGAACCAAAUCCAGCAGCAUCAAAGUCUGAGCACCGAGCCACUGCUGCACACAUACAGUAACCAGCGCCUACAUUACCCACAGUGCAACUGGACCACUGACAGACCCCACCCCGACCUGCCUCUCCUGCCUUCACGCCGCUCUACACACACCUCUGCAAAGGACGCACCGCUGUGGGCCGCAUGGACUCAACUUCCAGGGUCACUGAACCUCUGAUCCGGUAAAUCAGCCCAGUCACAGCAGUUUGCCACGAAACAAACACUGAGCUGAGAAGAACAUCUGCUCACUUAUUGUGCCAGGUUAACUCCGGCGAACGCUGGCAGCAGGAAUUUGUGCCACUGAUGAAUACAAGCCGUCCUCACAGAGCUGGGCUGUGAUUGUAAUUUAUUAACUGUAUGUGACCACUGAGUUUGACAGAAGGAUUCAAGGGUUUCAGGAAGCUCCUCUGUCAGAGUAUAAUCGGCUCCUCAUGGAGACACAGUCACCGAUCGGUGACCGGCAGCUAACUGCUAACCGCCAACUGCUAACUGCUGCUGUGACUGACUGGUGCUGAGGACUAAAUCCUGGUCCACCAACAUGUUCACCAUCCGCAGCGGGACACACAGACAGACUCUACUCAGAAACUUCCUGCUUUUAACAUUUUAACAUUACAGUGUUGGAGUGGUUCCAUAACUCUUCACUUUUUGGGUCCACACCUUCUUGAUCAUUUCCUGAAAAAUGGGCGUUUCCAGGCACUUGUUGCUCUGGAUAUUUCAGGUUUGGGACCUUGUUGGUUGUAUAACUCAGGCUGUCUUCAGUUCAGGCUGACUGAGUGUUUUUGAUUUUAGAGGAGCAGGCGAAGAAAAGCGGUGGUCCUGACGGAGUUUAAAACCAGCUUCUGUUUCCAGAGGGACCGACUCUGAUUCAGGCUGAAAUCCUUCAGACUUCUGACCUCUGAGGUCAUUGAUCAGACAAAGCUGCAGUUUUACAUCAGGACUAAUUUGUUCUGAUUUGUGGAUAAACUCUGACUGAUUUUCGUCUAUAUUGUCUCUCAGUUGGUCCUGCUUCGUCUUAACCAUCGCUGACAAAAGACGUCAAUUCAGCUUUGUUUAGUUCAAUUCAAUUAGCUUAUUUAGCACCAAAUCACAACAAAACUUAUCUCAUGACACUUUCCAACAGUCCUGUAGAUGUUGUUAUCAGCAGUUAACUUCACACUCAUCUCAGCAAUUAACGAAAUAUGUCGAUUUAAUUUCUGAAAGUCGAACAUGUACACCCGUCACGUCGUUGUGGGGCUCUGUCUCAUGGUAACAGCUAAACAACAGACUGUGGCUCUGAUUGGCUUGUUCCGCUGUCACAACAACAGCAAACCCGACGUCUGGAACCCGGACGAAAGCGGCGUCUCUUUUCAAACAACGUGGCCGACUCACUCCAAUGGAGAACUCAGUUUUAAGUAAAUAUAACUGGGUUUUAUUGGGAAGUGGAGAGGUGCUGAAACAGCCACUCAUUUAGACAGAAAUUUAUAAGUUUUUGUUUUGUUUGUUCAGAACGAAGCAGAGACAACAUCUGUGCUACUUGAACUUUGGAACCUGAGUGAACAUUUUGCGCUGUGUGACUGUUGUUGGUGAAUUUGUACAAAGAGUUUGUGGUGGGUGUUUGCACAUCUGGUCAGUUAUGGAGAAUAAACACCAAAAGAGUCAAAUUAACACGGGAACAAAACCUUACAAAUAACCUGCUUCUGUCUGUCAUCAUCAUCAUCAUCAUCACAGACAUCCUCAUGAGUAAAAUCUUCAUCUGUUUAUAUACAGUGAAGGUUUGCGUCGGUGAAUGACAGCUUUCCUCUGUCCAGACUCUGAUCCGGCUGUGAGUCCUGAAUCAAAGCCCUCAGAGACCAGGACAGACCAGUAUUUAAUCCUUUCUGGACUGUCAGGAAGCUGCUGUUCCUCUCCUCAUCUCACACUGCUCUGGUCUUCAAUUCAGGUGACUUAUAUGGCGCCAAUUCACAACAAAAGUUAUCUCAUGACACUUUCCAGUUAGAGCAGCUCGAGACCAAACUCUUUAAUCAAACUGUAACACAGAAACCCAACAUCCCCCCUUCAGCAAGCACUUGGCCACAGUGGAGAGGAAACACUGACUUUCAGAGGGCAGAAACCUCAGAGCAGACCCCGGAUCAAGAUGGACGUCCAUCUGCCUGGACCGGAUGGGUUGAGAGAGAGAGAGAGAGAGACAG